AUGCCUGGCCAUACUGUGGCCAGCCCGCCGCCGUCGCCGGCCUCUACGGCGUCUACUGAGGAGACGGUGAGUCCUUCACAGAGGUUCAAGAGAGAAGCCAUCGGACCUGAGGACACGUCAGAGUUCACAAUGGACGAGGUUCGGCGUUACGGCUUCAUCGUCAUUGAUAAUAUUAUAUAUAACGUGACUGAAUGGGUGGCUCAUGGGGGACAUCCAGGUGGAGAAGUCCUUCUGAGCUGCCUCGGGCGUGAUGUGACCUCUCUCUUUCGGGGUAUUCAUCACCCUGGCAUCGCCAAGCAUUACCUCCCACCCCUGGCCAUUGGUCGACUUAAGGACCCUUCUAUUGAAGACAAGGCAGAAGCUGACUUUGCAGCACUGGAAAGGCAUGUUCGGCGCUUAGGACUCUAUGAGCAGAAGGUCUCCUAUUACUUCGGCCGUAUCGCCAUCGUUAUGGCCUUCCUUUUACUGGCACUGACAAGCCUUUGCCUGGGCUGGACAAUGCUAGGGGCGAUAGCUCUUGGUGUAUCCUGGCAACAGGGUGCCUUCAUUGCCCAUGAUGCAUGCCAUAGAGGCUGCGGUAGUGGUGAUGGUAGAUCCCCUUCUCGAAUCGGAUGGUUCAUCGGUUCGAUCUUGUUUGGUAUAUCAUCUAGCAUGUGGAGUGAGGAGCAUGCCGCCCAUCAUUGCUUCCCCCGACGUCCUCGUGAGGAUCCUCAGUUCAACUACUUGCCGACCUUCCUAAUAAGUCGCAAGGAGUUGCCAUACUCCAACAAGUGGGAGGAGCUCAUAGCUGGAGUCAUCGUGCCGAUACAGCAUUUUGUCCUGGCCCCUGUUGCGAUGACCAUCGGGCGCUUUAAUUUUUAUAUCAUCAGUUUGAUAUUUUCGUGCAAGCGUGCAUUACAGUACUACAUCAAGGGCCGGUCCAUCCCUCUGCACUGCUGCCCUCUUGCCGACCUAUGUGGUAUGUCACUCUUCUGGCUAUGGUACGGUUGCCUCCUGUACCAGUUGGUACCGCCUAGCGAUCGUCUCCUCUUUCUCCUACUCUCCAACUGCACAGCUGGGGUCCUGCAUGUAGGCAUCUACGAGUGUGUCUAG
Perkinsus marinus ATCC 50983 is the source of this 1092-nucleotide messenger RNA. Its product is annotated as fatty acid desaturase, putative. Gene Ontology annotation, molecular function: oxidoreductase activity, acting on paired donors, with oxidation of a pair of donors resulting in the reduction of molecular oxygen to two molecules of water. NCBI's taxonomy places the organism in Eukaryota, Perkinsozoa, Perkinsida, Perkinsidae. The transcript has 7 exons. The record is from RefSeq and is a predicted model, not a curated record. Gene Ontology annotation, biological process: lipid metabolic process. Gene Ontology annotation, cellular component: membrane. The coding region runs from base 1 to 1092 and encodes 363 amino acids.